AUGGUUGUCGUAAAGAAACUCACCAAGACACCCAAACCAAGCAAAGGGAGGAAGAAGAUUGAGAUCAAGAAAAUCACAAACAAGAGCAGCCAGCAAGUUACCUUCUCCAAACGUCGGUCCGGCCUCUUCAAGAAGGCAAGCGAGCUCUGCAUCCUCUGUGGCGCGCAGAUCGCCAUCAUCGUCUUCUCUCCAGUCCACAAGAUCUUCUGCUUCGGAUACCCGAAUGUCGACUUCGUCAUCGACCGUUACAUCCGUGAAACGAGCACCGAUGUCCCCCAGGAUGGAGGUGAAGAAGGAGGAGCUGUUGCGGUCGACAACAUCGUGCCAGCCCUGCAUGCGCUGAACGAGGAGUACGACGGCGUUUUGCAAGAGCUGGCGAGAGAGAAGCAGCGAGGCGUGCAGUUGAAGGGAGGUGAGAGGGAGAGGAUGGGCAGCAGCAGCGGCAGCGGGAGGUUCUGGUGGGACAAGCCGUUGGACGACGACAUGGCGGCCGAGGAGCUCGAGCAGUACGUGGUCGCGGUCGAAGAGCUGAUGCAGAAGGUUGCCAUGAAGGCCGACGACAUGAUGAUGAGGUCGCUCCUCCAGCCGUAUGGGGCCACGGUGGGCACGGCGGUGAAUGCGGCCGAGGCCAGCGAUGCCGACAUGGCGGUAAACCAUUUGGUGCAUGAGAAUGAAGGGAAAUUCAACGAUUAUGGCCAAAUUGGAGGACCUGGAUUUUAUUGAUGAAUGCAAGAAGCCUUUCUUCUUCUGGUCAUGAUUUAAAUUUGGAUAGUUUCGA
Molecule: messenger RNA, 778 nt
Organism: Eucalyptus grandis
Lineage: Eukaryota; Viridiplantae; Streptophyta; Magnoliopsida; Myrtales; Myrtaceae
Product: agamous-like MADS-box protein AGL62
Exons: 1
Coding region: 1-723 (240 amino acids)
Biological process (GO): positive regulation of transcription by RNA polymerase II
Molecular function (GO): DNA-binding transcription factor activity, RNA polymerase II-specific; protein dimerization activity; RNA polymerase II cis-regulatory region sequence-specific DNA binding
Source: RefSeq, a predicted model, not a curated record